Molecule: messenger RNA, 497 nt
Organism: Dermacentor silvarum
Lineage: Eukaryota; Metazoa; Arthropoda; Arachnida; Ixodida; Ixodidae
Exons: 2
Coding region: 12-413 (133 amino acids)
Source: RefSeq, a predicted model, not a curated record
AGAAGAGCGUCAUGGCCCCCAUGCUCGGUGGCCCCGACGUCCUUGCGAUGCACGAGUUACUCUUCCCUGCGGAUGACGCCAGGAUCCCCUCCGGGCUGUCAUCACCGCGCGAGAUGGACCGCUGGUGCCAGCAGCCACCCGAGUGCGAGACCAUCACUUGUCUGGGACAGCUCGGCACAACACGCGACGCCAUUGGAAGCUACCACAGGUGCACUGGGCGUCAGGUGAAGGGCGGCGCCGACCAGGCUGCAGUGACGUCGUGCAAUCAACUCGUGCCGGGUAUCGACCUCAACGACCUGGGCAACGACGUCAGCCGCGGGUGGUGGUGUGAGCAGAUCCAAAAGACUGCGGCGACUGAGGGCGAGGACUUCAAUUUGGGACCCGCUGGCUUGUGGUGCUGGCCAUGCCUUUAGUGGCCGGCAUCGGACAGCCAAGCGAUGCUUUUGUUGUUAACAAGCCGCCAGCAAACGCCUGCGGUUGGCAGCACCGUAGGCGGG